UUCCUUAGAUGGAAUGGAAACUGCUGCUAGCUUGAAGUUAGCCGAUACUCCACAGAUUCAGUGGCUAAAAAAAACAGUUUUAAUGUAAACUAAGGUAACAUUAGGAUGGCAAGUUAUCUGUUACGUGAAGCAAAGCACCAGAGGUUAAGUUGACAGAUACAACAGCCCUUUAAUAGCAGUGAGGAAGUGAAGUUUCAACGUAAACUUGCCACAUUUUCCAGAUACGCCAGUUAGCCAAAGAGCUCCAACUGUGUACGAGUGUCAUUACAACUAUAACCUUUGCCAACGGUGUGUAGCGUUAACGCAGAUGGCUGCAAUCAGAAAGAAACUAGUGAUAGUUGGUGAUGGAGCCUGUGGCAAGACCUGUCUCCUCAUAGUGUUCAGCAAGGACCAGUUCCCUGAGGUGUACGUGCCCACAGUGUUUGAAAACUAUGUGGCAGAUAUUGAGGUGGAUGGUAAACAGGUGGAGCUGGCUCUCUGGGACACAGCGGGCCAGGAGGACUACGACCGACUGAGGCCUCUCUCCUAUCCAGACACUGAUGUCAUCCUCAUGUGUUUCUCCAUCGACAGCCCCGACAGUCUGGAGAAUAUUCCAGAGAAGUGGACUCCUGAGGUCAAGCACUUCUGUCCCAACGUGCCCAUUAUUCUCGUGGGAAACAAGAAAGACCUGCGAAAUGAUGAGCACACACGCAGAGAGCUGGCUAAGAUGAAGCAGGAACCGGUGAAGUCGGACGAGGCGAGGGACAUGGCUAACCGCAUCAAUGCCUUUGGUUACUUGGAGUGCUCGGCCAAGACCAAGGACGGUGUGAGGGAGGUGUUUGAGAUGGCCACCAGGGCGGCGCUGCAGGCCAAGAGACGAGGCAAGAAGGGCGGCUGCCUUCUGCUAUAGAGCUGUCAGGUCACACCGGAAGGGGAGGGAAGGGGGAAACAAACCAGGCCAAGAAAAACACCCCUCCUCUGCGUCUGCUUUGUCACCGAGGCGGGCACAAUUGAAUACAGGGAGAAAAGUCAAACCAGGCCAAAGGAAAAAAGGGAGUAUUUACAUUUAAGUCCUUUCAAAUAAAAAUACCAUAAUCUUUUAGGAUUGAUUAGACCUGAAAUCAAACAAGAAUGUGAAGAGAUACUUUUUAAAAGUGUGGGAGGCUGUGUACUGUAAGCAGGGUCUCCUCUGUCCUAAACUGUAGCUCUGUGGUUUGGGGUUGAGACCAGCUCCAGAAGAGACCAGGGGGGUCAGAUGUGUGCCUGCCUGACUAACCGUUGGAAGACUUCCAUGGCUUGCAGUGUGACUGUGCUUGUCUUUCAGUUUUGCCCUAUCGUUCGUUUUCUUUCUCCUGCAUUUCCCUGCGGAAACGUAGCCCAACUUAACUCGAUGUGGACUUCCUGUUUUAUGAACCCGUAGUAUCGGACACAACUCUCAUCCGUUUUAAAAAGCUGAGAGUUUGAUUAUUGGCAUUCGAGCAUAAAUACGUGACGGUAAUGAGACCAAUUUAUUUGAGUGUUUUGUACAAGCUUGUCAGAAAAAACUGUAAGAGAUUGAAUUGAUGUGGACUGUCAAACACACUGUACACAGUCGGGUAUUAAAGGGUUAAUAAAAUCGUAUUAUCCUGGAGACAGUUACUGUAAAUUAGUAGCGGGGCCUUAAUUUACCUCAUCUACAGAGAGGACCAGACCUUUAUGUAAACCAGGGAUAUAUUAGAGACGAGCCUUUUAUUUCGAAAAGUAUACUUCAUCAUAUUUUAGUAAAGAAGCCUCCGUGUUUUCUGAUCUGCUCCUGUUUUAAUUUGCUGUCGAUGCAAACGUCCUCCAUGUUUACCUGCUGUCUCGAUAAGUUCAGCAUAUAACGUACAUCAGCACACAACAUCACGUCCGAGUUUCUCCUUUUAACACAAGUACUGUUUUCAGUUACUAAUCAUUUAUCAGUUACGCUGUUUUUUAGUUGUUGUUAAGCGGGACGCAGCGCUUUGUGCAGAUUUGAUAUUAAAAACCUCCCAGCAGGUCGUUUAAUUAGAAACAUCUGCGAGUGGACAUAAUGAGUGAAUGAAAACGGUUCUCUGUUAGAGAAGUGAAACGCAGGAUGAACGCAGCGAGUGUGACGUGGCUCUGUUGUUGUGCUGAUGGAAACGUACAUUAUACUGAACUUUAGCAUGUAAGACAUUAUUCUACAGUAAUUCCACCCUCUCAGUGUUUUUAAGCAGCCAUUAUUUGUGGUUUGGCUGUCAUUCGACACUCCUAUUAUUUAAAUACCAGCUUUUAUUUGAACAUGUAGUGUCCCUGCCCGUCAGGGUGUCAUUGGAGGCGUUUCCACUCAUGAUCUCUACAACUCUCUGUUUUUCCGCUUCGUAUUCUGUUGUAUGUUAUUUUAACUUUAUGUGAUAUUCUACUGGCUUACGUUGUAUUAUUUGCACACAAUUUAAAACAAAAGGUCAGUGUGGUAUACACUUUGGAAAAAAUGUCAAAUUAUGAAAUGCAAAAUGCAAGCAACUCCUAAAGGAUUGGUUAUUUGUAAGAGGAAUAUUCUUUUGUAUACCGAUGUAUCCUCGCAUUUCGUCUUUUUUAAUGUAUUCUAAAGGAAAUAAAUUGUAACUGAUGAUGACCAAA
Messenger RNA from Siniperca chuatsi (mandarin fish), 2598 nucleotides. RefSeq names its product ras homolog gene family, member Aa (gene rhoaa). Gene Ontology annotation, molecular function: GTPase activity; GTP binding. Gene Ontology annotation, cellular component: dendritic spine; cleavage furrow. The transcript is spliced from 5 exons. Gene Ontology annotation, biological process: cell migration; small GTPase-mediated signal transduction; stress fiber assembly. The coding region runs from base 308 to 889 and encodes 193 amino acids. Lineage: Eukaryota; Metazoa; Chordata; Actinopteri; Centrarchiformes; Sinipercidae. The record is from RefSeq and is a predicted model, not a curated record.